Messenger RNA from Vigna angularis (adzuki bean), 1248 nucleotides. RefSeq lists its product as uncharacterized. The transcript has 5 exons. Bases 1 to 1248 code for a protein of 415 amino acids. Gene Ontology annotation, molecular function: zinc ion binding. The record is from RefSeq and is a predicted model, not a curated record. Lineage: Eukaryota; Viridiplantae; Streptophyta; Magnoliopsida; Fabales; Fabaceae.
AUGGCAGAUUACAAAUGGGAAGUUGGGACUUUAUUUAUAGAUAAGAAUGACUUUAAGGAGGCCAUUAGAAGUUAUGUUGUGCAUACUGGGAGGGCUUUGAAGUUUGUUAAAAAUGAUAAGUGUAGGGUGAGGGUUAGAUGCAUGGGUGGACAAGGUUGUAAGGACAACUAUGUCAGUUGUAGGCCAACUAUCUGUUUAGAUGGAUGUUUUUUGAAAGGGCAGUAUGAGGGAGAACUACUCAUUACAAUUGGAAGGGACCCAAAUGACCAAAUGCUUUCCCUUGCAUAUGCGGGGUUGAUGCCAGUUGUCCAGGAACUUUUGCCUGAAGCAGACCAAAGAUUUUGCAUGAGACACCUCUACGCAAAUUUUGGAAAGAGGUUUCUUGGUCAGAUGUUGAGGAGUUUGAUGUGGAGGGCUGCCACUAGCACGUACCCCCAGGCAUGGGAGAAAGAAAUGCUGAAUAUAAAAGAGGUCAACAUAGAAGCAUAUAAAUACUUGAUAGUCAUUCCCCCCAGGUAUUGGUCAACGUCUCGAUUCACAACACAAGUUGUAUGUGAUUCCCUUGACAACAAUAUUUCUGAAGCUUUCAACAGUGUUAUUGUGCUUGCUAGAGGAAAACCAAUGAUCACAAUGCUGAAGGAGAUAAAACUUUAUCUAAUGAAACGUUGGGCCACCAACAGAAGCAAGAUCGCAUCUAUGGAUUUCAAUAUCUGCCCAAAGAUAAAGAACAUGCUUAUGAAGGAAACAAAUUUGUCUAGAUAUUGGAUCCCAAGACAAAAGUUGUUUGAGGUUAGACACACUAUAGUAAUGGCAAACAAGUUCACAGUGGACCUUGAGAGUCAACACUGUAGCUGCAGGAAGUGGAUGAUAAGUGGCAUCUCGUGUUGUCAUGCAAUUGCAACAAUGAACUACUCAAAUGAAGACCCACAAAAUUUUAUGCCAUCUUGGUUCACAAGAUCCACGUAUGAAGAGACUUAUGCCUCUAUCAUUUAUCCUGUCAAUGGGCAGUUUCUAUGGGAAAGAACAAGCUAUGUUGAUGUCUUGCCAGCAAUUAUGCGAAAGUUGUCUGGGAGGUCAAAGAAAAAAAGAAUGUUGGAGGCAUGGAAGUUAACAAAGGAUGCCACCCAAAUGCGUGUUGGUGGCCAUAGAAAGAAAUGUACCAUUUGCCGUCAUCUGGGACACAACAAAAAGAAAUGCCCCUUACAUCCAGACAUCACACAACCAACAUGUCACUUAGCCUCACAGUAA